Molecule: messenger RNA, 287 nt
Organism: Neurospora tetrasperma FGSC 2508
Lineage: Eukaryota; Fungi; Ascomycota; Sordariomycetes; Sordariales; Sordariaceae
Exons: 1
Coding region: 11-244 (77 amino acids)
Source: RefSeq, a predicted model, not a curated record
UUAUGAGGAUAUGGUCAUGAUGUUUGGUUUUAAUGCGAUCAUGAAAUUGUUUGGUGGACAUGUUUGUUUGGGUCCUGGGAGGCUUACCGCGCGUGUUACUGUACCACCUCUUCGACGAACUUUUUCAAUCUUCUUGACGAGUAUCAACUUCUUUGUUGGUCGACCUGUCAUGUUUCAGACGCACGAUAUAAAGCCUAGAUGUGGUCAAAGCAUUGCAUUGGAGUUCGGGUUACUUUUAAAUUAAACCAGCAUGUUGUGGUUAUAGCAAUCAAUUACACUUGAGGAUA